UUCCGCCGUCGCUGCAGCAUCGAUCGAAUGCGCAUGUGUCAGGGUUGUUGACGUCCCCGAAUAUCACGCAUGCGCGCCGUACACAAAAGGCCUCGGGGAUAUCGACGGGAGGUUAAAGACGACAACGAAUUUGUCUACAUCAACUAAUCUGGAACACAACACACCAGUUUCACUGUCUCUGUCCAGAUAUUUAAGGAGUGGAGCAAGGGAUUCACUCGAUCAUCUGACCGACUGGCGUGCCUGUCAUUUUACACAGGGAGAGGCCAUUCAGCUCUUCAAGGUUGUCUCAUGAAGGUACAUCAGCAAGUUCACACUGAGACAAGGCCAUUCACCCUUUCUGUGUGUGAGCAGGGAUUCAGUCGGUUUUCCCACCUGUGGACACACCAGUCAGUUCACACUGGACAGAGGCUGGUCAUCUGCUGAAUUUGUGGGGAAGGAUUCACUCGGUCAUCUGACCUAAUGGCUCACCAGCGAGUUCACACUGGAGAGAGGCCAUUCACUUGCUCGGACUGUGGGAAGGGAUUCACUUGCUUAUCUAAACUGAAGGUACAUCAGAGAGUUCACACUGGGGAGAGGCCAUUCACCUGCUCAGAGUGUGGGAAGGGAUUCACUCGGUCAUCUUACCUAAUGGCACAUCAGCGAGUUCACACUGGAGAGAGGCCGUUCACCUGCUCGGACUGUGGGAAGGGAUUCACUUGCUCAUCCCAACUGAAGGUACAUCAGCGAGUUCACACUGGAGAGAGGCCAUUCACCUGCUCAGAGUGUGGGAAGGGAUUCACAUUGUCAUAUCACCUACUGAGACACCAGUCAGUUCACACGGGGGAGUGGCCAUUCACUUGCUCAGUCUGUGGGAAGGGAUUCACUGAAUCAUCUUUCCUACAGAGACACCAGUCAGUUCACACUGGGGAGUGGCGGUUCACCUGCUCAGUCUGUGGGAAGGGAUUCAAUCGGUCAUCUCACCUACUGAUACACCAGUCAGCCCACGCAGGGAAAUGGCCGUUCACCUGCUCAGACUGUGGGAAGGGAUUCAUUAAGUCAUCUCAACUGAAGGUACAUCAGCGAGUUCAUACUGGGGAGAGGCCAUUCACCUGCUCAGAAUGUGGUAAAGGAUUCACUCAGUCAUUCCACCUACAAGCACACUGGUCAGUUCACACUGGGGAGCGGCCGUUUACCUGCUCAGACUGUGGGAAGGGAUUCAUUUCGUCAUCUCAACUUAAGGUACAUCAGCGAGUUCACACUGGGGAGAGGCCGUUCACCUGCUCAGUAUGUGGGAAGGGAUUCACUCGCUCAUCCCAACUACAGAGACACCAGCGAGUUCACACUGGGUAGAGGCCAAUCUGCUGCUCAAACUUUGGAAAAAGAUUCUCUCAGCCAAAUCAAACAAGUGUGCAUCGUUGAGUUCACACUGGGGAGAGGCCGUUCACCUGCUGUUAAUGUGGGAAUCAAUUCACUCAGUCAUCUGACCUUAUGUAACUCUGGAUUCGGCUAGCAGCUUAAUAAAGGGGUUAUAGACCCACGGCCCAAUCAAACUUUAGAAAUCUCGUUUGGUGGAUGCUGCGUGAUGUGGCCCUUGUUAGAAAUCAGUACCCUGAAAUAACAAACAGCACACAAUAUGUGAUUAAACGAUUCUGCUUUAUCAUUCUUUCUUUGACUACAGGGUUAGUAAAGAAAGCAAAAAAAAAAGAAAAAGGGCCCACUUUCUCCAUUCGCGUCUUCUCAUCACUCCCGGCAAAAGGCCACGAAUAUCUCUCUCUCUUCCAGACUCACAUUACUCUCAUUCGAUAGUUCCACACUCCAAAACCCUGCUAUCUCUAGUCGUAACCUAAACAUUGCUGCUACAGAGAAGCCAUUACCUCAGCUUUGAAACAUUACAGAGAGGCCAUUACAUUAGCAGUGAAACCUUACAGCGUGUUACACUUGGGACACACUACCAGGUUCACACUGGGGAGAAAGUUUCAAUCAGCUGGAUAUUUGACCAUCACUGUUGCUGAAUGCUGUUUCAAGAGUGACUGUCGGUGCUGAACUCUGCAAUUAUUGCUGCUGCUCACCACACCCAGUUCUGCACCCUGGUCACUGGGCACGGGAGGAGUUUCUUCUGCUGUACAUUCACCUUUCAUGGGACUGGAGUUUAAUAUUCUGGAUCUGAGACAAAUAAAUCAUUUCUGUUUUAAACACU
This is a messenger RNA of Hypanus sabinus (Atlantic stingray), 2176 nucleotides long. Its product is annotated as zinc finger protein 229-like. Lineage: Eukaryota; Metazoa; Chordata; Chondrichthyes; Myliobatiformes; Dasyatidae. Gene Ontology annotation, biological process: regulation of transcription by RNA polymerase II. The record is from RefSeq and is a predicted model, not a curated record. Gene Ontology annotation, molecular function: DNA-binding transcription factor activity; RNA polymerase II cis-regulatory region sequence-specific DNA binding. Bases 460 to 1329 code for a protein of 289 amino acids. The transcript has 2 exons.